Messenger RNA from Plodia interpunctella (Indianmeal moth), 3616 nucleotides. It is a transcript of the gene Dhap-at, whose product is annotated as Glyceronephosphate O-acyltransferase. The transcript has 11 exons. The record is from RefSeq and is a predicted model, not a curated record. Gene Ontology annotation, molecular function: glycerone-phosphate O-acyltransferase activity; glycerol-3-phosphate O-acyltransferase activity. Bases 217 to 2232 code for a protein of 671 amino acids. NCBI's taxonomy places the organism in Eukaryota, Metazoa, Arthropoda, Insecta, Lepidoptera, Pyralidae. Gene Ontology annotation, cellular component: peroxisomal membrane; mitochondrial membrane. Gene Ontology annotation, biological process: phospholipid biosynthetic process; ether lipid biosynthetic process; fatty acid metabolic process.
UUCCUUCAGUUCAGUUCAAUUCUGUCAGUCAGUUGUGUAUCUAUGUAGUUUGUGUUAGGUAUAGUAAUUUCAUUAUUUAUUACGAAUAAAAAUAAAAUAAUAAAAAUGAAAAAUCUUUAAAAGGGGACUACAGUGUUCAUUUUUAUUCUUAACUAGUACCAUACCUAGUGGCAAAAAUGUUGGAUAUUCAUUGAAACGAAAAUAAUAUAUUUAUUUAUGAAAAUGGAAGAGGAAAUAAAGUUUCUAAAUAUAUUGGAGCCAAGGAAAGCUGAAUGUGGAAUAUUUAGAUUCAUGACCCGAGCAUGGCACCCUCACCGGACUUUCGACACAGAUAAAUAUUACUCACCUCAGGAUUUAAAGGAGGUUGCGGCAAAAUCUAUCUAUCUGGAUUCUUUUAUAGAAGUGGAAAGUUCCAAAAGUGGCGUGAGUAAACAAAAGCUUAAAAAAGAAGUGUUAGACUAUUUGGAAGAAAUUGGACUUGAAAAAAAAAUGCAUGUGAUCAGGUGGAUGGGGAUUGGCUUUUUGAAAAUUGCAUUUAUGAUGAAAGUCGGCAUAUUUGUCAACGAACCAGCUGUUCUUCGGUUGAAAUCAUCAAUGGGAAAGAACCCUAUACUUUUUCUGCCCACACAUCGCAGUUAUGCAGACUUCUGCGUUCUUACAUACCUCUGCUACCACUACGAUAUUGAAUUACCAGCAGUUGCUGCAGGAAUGGACUUCUACUCGAUGGCAGUAGUUGGUCAGCGUAUGAGAGAGACGGGUGCUUUCUACAUCCGCCGCACGCUUACGGGGGCGCCACUGUACGCCGCCACUCUCAAGCAGUAUGUGCGCACUGUGGUAGCCAAGUACUCUUCACCGGUCGAGUUCUUCCUAGAAGGAACUAGAAGUCGCAGCAACAAGAGUUUAUCGCCAAAAUAUGGAGUGCUAUCAAUGAGCCUGAUGCCGCUGUUCGCGAGGGAAGUCUCGGACGUGACCAUAGUGCCAGUGAACAUCAGCUACGACCGGCUCAUGGAGCACGGGCUCUUCGCCUAUGAGCAUCUGGGAGUGCCCAAGCCCAAGGAGUCCACAGGAGGACUAUUAAAAUCUCUGUACAAACUGAACGACCACUACGGCAACAUCUACAUCAACUUCGGCGCCCCGCUGUCUGUCCGGUCGUAUCUCGGCGAGGUGUCCCAUUCGGACGUCCUCAAACCGGUAGACCUGCAGCAAAUCACUCCAGACCAGUUCAAACAGGUUCAAGCUGUCGCUGAAUACGUCAUCAGCUUGCAGCAAAAAGCGACUGUUGUGACGAUAUCCAAUUUGCUCGCUCUAGUUUUAAUGGACAGUAUAGUGAAAAGUGAAUUGUUGGAUUUAGACCAAGUGUUAAGUGAAGUGAGUUGGAUGGUGCAAGUGUUGACGGCGUUAGGCGCGUUGGUGUAUGAAAAUGACGUGAAGAGUAGUGUGGAGCGGAUAUUAGUAGUGCACAGGGAAUUUAUGCGACUGGACAAGGAGAAUAGGCUGAGGCUCGUGACGGGGACGCUUAUGGAUGUCUCCAGCGAGGUGCAGAAGAAAAUGAAAGGGCACACCUUAAGGGCAGAGACGAUGGCGACCGCCCUUCCCAUCAUACAACUGCAGCUGUACGUGAACCCCGUACUACACUACUUGCUGCCACCUGCGCUUAUAUACUUGCUGGUCCACGAGGGAGCAAUGGCCGAGGAUGAACUGGCGUCGCAGUAUCACCGCGUCAGGAAACUGUUGCGUCACGAGUUCUACUAUGUUGACGAAAACGAAGCUAAUACGUUUGAGUCAGCGUUAUCGUACUGCGUGUCAAACGACGUGGUGUUCCGGCGGGCGGGCCAGCUGGCGGCGGGCGGCGCGCAGCGGCUGCAGCGCGUGCUGCGCGCGGCCGCCUGGCCCGCUGUCGCCGCCGCGGACGUCUGCGCCAGGGUCGCGGCACAGGAAAGGAAAUGUACGCAUAGCCGCUUGCUGAAGCUGAUCCAAGCUGCGGUGGAGUCGUCUCACUGCCAUCCGUACUGCCUCAGCCUGGACUGCGCCGGCAACUGUCUCGGCGGGCUGGUGCUCGCUGGGGCUCUGCUCAGGGACAAACUAGAAAACGAGAUGUCGUACGUUGUAGUGCCCGACGCUAUGGCGCAGGCGCGCGAACUGAUCGGUGCCAUAUUGCCGAAGCUGCGCGUAGACUUCACCACUCGAAACCCUGUGGUUAUGGCCCGCGCAGAUGUCGCCGCCAAACUUUAAAUUUAGAAUGCCAAAUGCUUAAAAAAGAAGAACACCACACAUUUUACUAAAACGUGAGCUAACGCAACUAUAAAUGUCAAGGUCACCAAGCUUUUUUACAUUCCCGCCUUUUAUCACCUGUCAAUGGAGAUGGAGAAAUCGUACUUACUAGCUCGUUUUGUAUUUCCCUAAGUGGCGCCACUGUCGCGAGAGCUUCUGUGAUUGUAGAACUUAACUAAUAAAAUGUGCCCUCCCUUAGAAAUUUUAAACUAAAAGUGGACAAUCUAAACAACAUACUCUAGAUCUAAAUGAAAACUGUAACUAUUUAAACGAGGUGCAAAUCAGUAGUUUUUGAGAUAUACGAGUAGCUUAUAUGAGCUACUCGUAUAUCUCAAAAACUAUAUAUGCUUUAGCUUAUACGCCUAAAUAAUAUAUAUAUCUAUGAAGCAUACUUAAGUUAAAGUAUGUUUUGUCACUAUCGCACUUUACGAAAUUUGCCAUUGACAGAACGUGACAAAACAUGCUUUAGCUUAAAGUAUACUACUUCAGAACCCUUCAUGGACGAGUCCUACUCGCACUUGGCCACGUAUUUUUAUUGAGAAAGUGUUUGAAUACUCUAUUAUUAUAUAGACGAAUAUAUGAAGUAUCGAAUAUCUGCGUGUCUUAUUGGAUAAAUCGAUAUUAUUAAUGCAAAUAAGUAUUUUGAAUAGUAUAAGUUUCAAUAUUGUACCAAUAAUGUGAAGUCAUUAUUUCAUUCUCAAUAUAUUUGUUGUGUUAACCUUGCCAUUGUUAUGUUAUGACUUGUCAUGAAAAUGUGUUAGAUAUGUUAUAAUUUGUCUAAUCCUUCUGGUGUCAGUAUUAUGUAUGUAUUAUUUGAUACUUUGUUAUGUACCUGUUUUUAAUUUUGUGAUAGUGACGUCUAUUUUGUGGUGUAUUGUAAAUUGCGUUGCCGAAUUGUAUUUUUUAGUUAUUAUUAGUUAUUUAAGAGUUACCAUUGUUAUUUACUUUUUUUAUUCUUUAUGACCGAAAUAGCGAACCGCGCCCUGAAUUAACACAAAAACAACACGAACUCAUAAGUUCAAAGAUUACUUGUGAAGAUUAUACUACGCGAAACCGUCAAGCUACAUUCGCGUUACGCAUUACGUAAACGGUAAAAUACGAGUCACGAGAGUAUCUCCAUCUUUUAAAAUAACAUCAUGAUUUCAACUGUAUAUUCGAUUCAUAGAUGUAUUAAAAUGAUCGAUUGUACUGCAAAUAUUUAUCAUUAUGUCGAGACUUUUUUUAGAAAUAUAUUUUCUACACAUUGUACGUUUCCUGUAAAACUAAUAUGUCCUAUUAAAACUAAUAUGUUUAAAGGAAAUUAGAAGGUAGUCAGUUUGUUACUAUGAAUAAAAUAUUUGAAACA